Messenger RNA from Trichechus manatus latirostris (Florida manatee), 1516 nucleotides. It is a transcript of the gene NPFFR2, whose product is annotated as neuropeptide FF receptor 2. Gene Ontology annotation, biological process: cellular response to hormone stimulus; G protein-coupled receptor signaling pathway; regulation of MAPK cascade. Gene Ontology annotation, molecular function: peptide binding; neuropeptide receptor activity; opioid receptor binding. The transcript has 3 exons. The coding region runs from base 7 to 1143 and encodes 378 amino acids. The record is from RefSeq and is a predicted model, not a curated record. Lineage: Eukaryota; Metazoa; Chordata; Mammalia; Sirenia; Trichechidae. Gene Ontology annotation, cellular component: plasma membrane.
UCCAUCAUGAGUGAGAUACGGGACUCCAACUCUUCAGAAAAGUGGAUUCACGUCUGGAGUGUCAAUGGCACAAAGCAUGAUCUGUACUCAGAUAUCAAUGUCACCUAUGUGAAUUACUAUCUUCACCAGCCUCAAGUGACAGCGAUCUUCAUUAUUUCUUACUUUCUGAUCUUCUUCCUGUGCAUGGUGGGAAAUAUAGUGGUUUGCUUUAUUGUAAUGAGGAGCAAACACAUGUGCACAGUCACUAAUCUCUUCAUCUUGAACCUGGCAAUAGGUGAUUUACUAGUUGGCGUAUUCUGUAUGCCCAUAACACUGCUGGACAAUAUUAUAGCAGGAUGGCCAUUUGGAAACACAAUGUGCAAGAACAGUGGACUGGUCCAGGGAAUAGCAGUUGUAGCUUCAGUCUUCACUUUAGUUGCAGUAGCAGUAGACAGGUUCCGGUGUGUUGUCUACCCUUUUAAACCAAAGCUCACUAUCAAGACAGCGUUUGUCAUUAUUGUGAUCAUCUGGGUCCUGGCCAUCACCAUUAUGUCUCCAUCUGCAGUAAUGUUACAUGUACAAGAAGAAAAAUAUUACCGAGUGAGAUUCAACUCACAGAGUAAAACCAGCCCAGUCUAUUGGUGCGGGGAAGAUUGGCCAAAUCAGGAAAUGAGGAAGAUCUACACCACUGUCCUGUUUGCCAACAUCUACCUGGCUCCACUGUCCCUCAUUGUCAUCAAGUAUGGAAGGAUUGAAAUUUCACUCUUCAAGACUGCAGUUCCCCACAGCGGUCAGCAGAACCAGGAGCAGUGGCAUGCAGUGUCCAAGAAGAAGCAGAAAGUCAUUAAGAUGCUCCUGACUGUGGCCUUGCUUUUCAUUCUCUCCUGGCUGCCCCUGUGGAUGCUGAUGAUGCUCUCAGACUAUGCUGAACUUUCUCCAAAUAAACUAUAUGUCAUCAACAUCUACAUCUACCCCUUUGCACGCUGGCUGCCCUUUUGCAACAGCAGCGUCAACCCCAUCAUUUAUGGUUUCUUCAAUGAGAAUUUUCACUGUGGUUUCCAGGAUGCUUUUCAGCUCCAGUUCCGCCAAAGGAGAGCAAAGCCCAAGGAAGCCUACUCCCUAAGAGCACAUACCAAUAUGGUCAUAAACGCUCUAAUCAGCUAGCUCAGGAACCUACAUUUCAAAACACACAUGGUGAAAAUGUGCUUUAUAAUAAAAGUGCUGAAAAACCCAGACAGGAAUUAAUGACGGAAGAUUUGGGAGAAGCUUCCAACAAUGAUGAGAUUAAAAGAGAGCUGGGGUAAUUAUUUUAACUCUACUACGUGUAUAUAUUGAAAUCCUACUGCUUUCUGUGGGUUUGUACUUCAAUUCUUUCUAUGAAUGUGGUAAAGAAAACAUAUACUGAAAGCCCCCUCUGGGAAAAAAAAAAGUAAACAAAAACGGUCUUAUGAUGAUAACCAAUCUUGUGGCAUUUAAAGUAUGUACAGUGACUUGUAUAUAAUUUUGCCUAAAUAAAUCCAUUUUCUAGGAAAUAGUU